Molecule: messenger RNA, 1605 nt
Organism: Cladocopium goreaui
Lineage: Eukaryota; Dinophyceae; Suessiales; Symbiodiniaceae
Source: the annotation of a GenBank genome assembly
AUGCGUUCGGAACCGCGUCUGCUGCCCGCUUUGCCCCGCCGCCAGUUCUUGCAGACCGCCGCGGCGGGCGUGGCGGCCGCCUCGCUGCCCCGUUGGGCGAUGGGAGGGUCGUCGGUGGCCCCGUUCAAGAUCUCGCUGGCCGAGUGGUCGCUGCACAACACGUUCGGCCGCGACGGCAAGGACAACCUCGAGUUCCCGCGGAUCGCCCGCGAGGACUUCGGCAUCGAGGCGGUGGAGUACGUCACGGCGUUCUUCGGCGACCACGCCAAGGACACCGCCUACCUGGGCGACCUGCUCCAGCGGUGCGCGGACCACGGCGUGAAGAGCCUGCUGAUCAUGGUCGACGGCGAGGGCGCCCUGGGCGACGCCGACGACGCCAAGCGGACCGAGGCGAUCGAGAACCACCGCAAGUGGCUCGAAGCGGCACAGCUGCUGGGGUGCCACUCGAUCCGGGUGAACGCCCAAUCGCAGGGGAGUUACGCCGAGCAGCUAGCACUCGCCGCCGACGGCCUGGCCCGGCUGGGCGAGGUCGCCGACGAGUACGGGCUGAACGUCCUGGUCGAGAACCACGGCGGUCUGUCGAGCAACGGGGCGUGGCUCUCGGGCGUCAUGCGUCGCGUGCAUCGGUCGAACGUCGGCACGCUGCCCGACUUCGGGAACUUCCGGAUGGGAAGCUGGGGCGACGAGGACGCCCCGUGGUACGACCGCUAUCAAGGUGUCGAGGAGCUGAUGCCGUUCGCCAAAGCGGUUUCGGCCAAGAGCCACGAGUUCGACGCCGAGGGCAACGAGGUCCGGACCGACUACGAGCGGAUGAUGAAAAUCGUCUUGAACGCGGGCUACUCGGGCUAUGUUGGCAUCGAGUGGGAGGGCGGCGAGCCGGGCGAGCACGAAGGGAUCCACCUGACGAAGGCGCUGCUGGAGCGCGUGCGGGACUCGGUUUGGGCACGGCGGCCGUGCUCGAUCGUCGGGCAGGGGCUGCCCGGCGUUAGGCACAGUGGGCGAAUCGCUGUAACUGCUGGCGCCACCGGCGUCUCUCGGGGGGCGUUUGCCGGGGGCGAAGAAUGCGGACGUGAACGUGGGGCUGGAGUUGGCCCCACGCCUCCCGCACGAAUGGUCGCCGAACGACUCGGCGAGAAGGCCCCCGACUGGGUCACGUUCUUCCGCGAGGUGCUCGGCAUCGACGGCGUUGUCCGCCGCACCUUCCCGAACUUCGACGACCUCACCGAGUUCGAGCGGAGCGAGGAGUUCGCCGAGAUCCAGAAGAUCAUGGUCCGCCUCCGCGAGAACAAGGCGACCGCCGACGCCGAGACCGAGCCGACCCGCGUGAUCACGGUCCGGCUCCCGAAGAGCAUGCACGAGUACCUGCGGACGGAGGCCCACGACCUCCGGACCAGCAUGAACAAGCUCUGCAUCUCCAAGCUGCUGCAGAUGAUCGAGCAGGAGAUGAUCCCGGCGGACAAGACGGCCCUGCCGAAGCGUCGCACGACGCCGGCGCCCGCGGCCUCGACCCCGUCGUUGACCGGCGCCAGCACGACGCCUCAGCCGACGCCCUCGCACCCGACGCCGGGCCACAGCGAGUCGCCCUUCAAGUCGAACGGCUUCUGA